UUCUCCAAAUUCCUGUUUUCCUCAGUUUCGAUUCCACUUCCAUUGUGGGGAGUUGAAACUAAUACAGCUACUGGAAAAGGAAAUUGAAGGAUAGGCUCGAAUCUAUGGAUCGACAGUUCCGAAUAACCCGAAGCGGUAGAGAAAGAUGAAGACUUCAAAAAGAUGAAGAAGUCGAAAAGGGCGAAGUAAGUCUAAAAAGUUGACGGACCGAGUAGGUCCCAUAUGCCAGAGCGUUCGGAAGAUGCUAUGAAUUCGAAGAGUUCGAAAAAGACGAAAACACCGAUCAAUGCAAGUGAAGAAACUGAUUUGGCCCUUGAAAUCCAGGGUCUUCAGAAAGUCUAAGUCUGAACCAUUUGGUUUACUCAGUGCAAAAAUCGUGAGCUGUAUCUAACGAGACUUAGAAAUUUACUUUUCAAGAGAUUUUCUACGGGUAUAUAAGGCGCAAUCAUUUCUUACUCUCUACUUUACGUUCGUGAAUUUAGAGUUGACACCAUGAAGUUCCUCGCAGUCUUCUUCUGCUUCAUUGCUUUCUGCUCCGCCGCACCGUCCAAAAAUGGACGUGUGGAAAUUGAUUCCAUCCUGCUCAAUGAAAUGGUCGACGCCUACGUUGAGCUCCUCAAGGAAAUCGAUCCGAUCAACAUCAAGGAGGAAACCUUCUUCGACAUCAUUGGAAUCUACUUCAAAGUAAAGAACGUACACGCUGAGGGCUUCUCCAACAUCUCGCACAGCAUCUCAUACAACUUGAGCUAUCCUCUCUCAACCUUCAAUGUCAACAUGAGCCUUCCCAGAACCUUUGGAGCUGUCGAACUUUGGGAUACCACCUUGCCUUUGAUUUACGGAAACGGAAGCUUGAGUUUCGACAUCAAAAACGUUCAGUUGAUGAUGCAAAUCGGUUUCAACAUGACCUCCAUGUUGUUCGAACCAGUCGUCUUCAAGCCUUCCAUUGAAAACGCACAGUUCGCAAUCACCGGUGUCAACCACAACGAAGUGUACAGUCAAGAAAUCAGCAACAAGGCCAACAAUGCGUUGAACGUUAUCGUCAACGACCCAGAGAUGCACGCCUCCGUGGAAGCGGAAAUUAGUGCCUUUUUGAAUGGCCAAUACCGUUCUUCUCCAUCUGCGGAUUGCUGGUGGUGUCCAUUCAUCAGAGCAUAA
Photinus pyralis (common eastern firefly) is the source of this 1155-nucleotide messenger RNA. RefSeq lists its product as uncharacterized. The transcript is spliced from 4 exons. The record is from RefSeq and is a predicted model, not a curated record. NCBI's taxonomy places the organism in Eukaryota, Metazoa, Arthropoda, Insecta, Coleoptera, Lampyridae. The coding region runs from base 493 to 1155 and encodes 220 amino acids.